Messenger RNA from Hyaloperonospora brassicae, 5325 nucleotides. NCBI's taxonomy places the organism in Eukaryota, Oomycota, Peronosporomycetes, Peronosporales, Peronosporaceae. The record is from the annotation of a GenBank genome assembly.
AUGGGGCAGCACUUCCUCUUCCACCGCGACCUCGUGGCGGCCACGGCCGUGCACCACGCAGCAACCGCUCGUCUCUCCAACGACGUCCAGGCCGACCUCGUGCUCCUGGGGCCGCAGUGGCUGCGCCUGUACCGCGUCGAGCCGCUGCCGGCCCCGCGCGACGCGCUCGACGGUGCCCCCAAAGGCCACGUGCUGCACCUCCUCGCGUCGUUCCCCGUGGCCGGCGUCGCCGAGAGCGUCCACGUGCUCCGGUUCGACCGCGCGCUGCUGAAGAAGAAGCACCGGUUCGUCGGUGGCGACGACGUGCUGCUGCUCACGUUCCCCCCCUUCAAGUGGGUGCUCGUGGGCUACGACCGGCGGCUGCGGACCCUCGCAACGCUCGCAAUGUUUGCGUUCGAAGCAGACGCGAUUGGCCCGGGCGCGACGCUCAAGGGCGAGAAACACGGACGCGACCAGCUGCUGGGACUCGGCACGCGCGCCACGGCGCGCGUGGACCCGCAAGCGCGCUGCGGCGCCAUGCUCGUGUACUCGGACCAGCUGGUGAUCGUGCCGUUUCGCACCGAGUCCAUGGAGCUCUCGUUUUUUGAAGAAGACGACGACGACGAGCAGCUGGACGAGCGUGCACAGGGGCGUGGCGCGGACGCAAAGAUGGACUCGGACAAUGACGACGACGACGACGACGACGAAGAGGAGCAGAAGCUGCAAGAGAUUGUGAAUGAAAGCCGGCAGCAAGGAGUGACGAGCGACAUGAGCUCGACGCUGCAAGCGCUGCUGGACAAGAGCGUCAAAGUGGGCACGAAGCGCAAGCGCAAGCACUUGAGCGGCCUCAUGCCGAACGAGAUUACUGGACGGGAGUUUCUAUUGCGUCUACGCGAGUUGGAAAUCACGGGAAAAGUCAUUGACCUCGCGUUUCUCGAUGGGUACUUGGAACCGACGCUCAUGGUGCUGCACGAAGAGAAUGAGAGGAACUCGACGUAUGGACGUCUGGCCGUCGGAUUCGACACGUACUGCCUCACCGUGAUGUCGAUCAAUAUGAACACAAGACUGCACCCAAAGAUCUGGACGGUGAAAAAUCUUCCGUCGGACUGCUUCCGCUUGAUUCCGUGUCGUGCACCGCUUGGUGGCGUGGUGGUCUUAUCAGCGAAUGCUUUCCUGUAUUACAACCAAACACAGUUCCAUGGCCUGGCCACGAAUGUGUUUGCGAGCAAAACGGUGAACCAGUCGGUUUUUCCACUCUGCGACGCUGUGUACGAAACACCAGACCACGACACUGCACAGCUGAACAUUGUACUCUAUGAUUGUCAGUACGAGUACUUGCGCGAAAAAGAACUGCUGCUAAAUCUGCCGAAUGGGGAAGUAUAUGUGCUGACGUUACCGUACGAAGAGACACAAAGCCGCGGUCUAUACGGCUUUGGUAGCGUAUCUUCUAGUCGGAAGGCGUCACUGUCGCUGCGAAAGCUCCAGUCUAACAUCGUAGCGAGUUGUUUGUGUAUCGACGAGGAGAAAAAUACGUUGUUUGUGGGCUCAAGGUCUGGUGACUCGGUGCUAUACUCUUUGGACAAAAAGAAGCUGGCCGAUGCUGAAGGUGAAGGGCAAGAGCAGCAAGGAGACGAAGAAACACCGAUGCAGGAAGACGGAGUACAAAAAAACGUGACGCCAGAGGAUGAGCGUGAGGUAGCUGAAGAAGAGGAGGAAGAUGACGACGACCUGUUCUUGUACGGAGCAGCUCCAUCGAAGGAACCUCCAAUAGCAGUAACGGACUCAACCGAGACCAGAAACGAAGCAAACGGACCUCACAUGAAGAACGGGCCUAACAGUACUUCCACGAUCCAAGACAGUGGUCCGUACGAGUAUGAGCUCCGACAAGUUGAUGUUCUGCCAGGUAUCGGGCAGAUCACCUCAAUCGAGUUGGGUGUUGCAAGUAACGGAGACUCAAAUGAAAAGCGGGAGGAGCUUGUGAUAAGUGGUGGUUAUGAGCGCAGUGGCAGUAUCUCCGUGCUGCACAACGGUUUGCGGCCAAUUGUUGGUACUGAGGCAGAGCUGAGCGGUUGUCGAGCAAUGUGGACAGUAUCGUCUUCUCUGCCUUCUGCAACUACUAGCCUUGACGGACGUAGCUAUAGCGCAUACCUCAUCUUGAGCGUCGCUCAUCGAACGAUGGUGCUUCGAACAGGUGAAGGCAUGGAGCCUCUAGAGGACGACAGUGGCUUUUACACCUCCGGCCCAACGCUCGCGGCGGCAAAUUUGUUCGGCAAGCAGCGCAUUGUUCAGAUAUUCAAGCAGGGCGCACGCGUGAUGAUGGAAGUGGCUGAAGAAGAAGGAGAGCCAACGGGCCAAGAAAAAGCUGCGAGUGAUGGGGAAGAUGAAGAUGAUGGCCCGAGUGUCAAGCUUGUAUGCACGCAGGAGAUCACCUUGGAAGGCGAUAUCGAAUGUGGAGGGAUGAAUGUCGACACGUCUAGCGUAGGAAUCGUGUCUGUGGAUGUUGUUGACCCGUACAUUCUUUUACUGUUGACCGACGGCUCAGUUCGGCUACUGGUGGGUGACGAAGAAGACAUGGAGCUGACGGUGAUUGAUCCAGAGAUCGAUUAUUUUGAUGGUACGGACGCAAAUGGAGCCGCAGAUACGUCUAAGCAUGGAAGCAGCUCCGCGUGUCUCUUUUACGAUUGGGCUGGCAUGUUCCGCGACGAUGUGUGGAGCGAAAGCGAUGGCGAAGAGAGGGACGUUUCGGCUGCAAGUGAAACGAAAAAAGAGAAGCGAGAUGAAGAAGAUGACAUGGACGCGUUGUAUAGUACCAAACUAAGCCCAAGAGUAACCACGGCUGACCGUACUAGCAAGGCGAAUAUGGUGCUGGGUCAAGGGUGGCAGUCGAACAUUGACGGGUCCGUCUCGAUACCGCUGCUGAAGCAGAAGGAUGCGAAGAUGAUGUGUGGCAUGUGCUUUGGUGAUGGUUCUCUACGUGUUUUCUCCCUCCCGCAUUUCGAGAAGAGGGGCGUGUUCCCGUACCUCACCUUUGCGCCACAGUCCUUAGUGAACACGCUAGGACGCUACCGAGACAGCGGUGACAAAACAACAAAGUUCACUGCUCCAGCUCUUGGUCUGAACGCGUCGACAUCGAUAGCAAACGAUGGCCGUAUCAAGAAGUCGCACACCAUUCAUUCACCGGUGGCUGACAUCAUCAUUCACCGAGUUGGUCCAAGCGAAGGCCAGCACAAUGCCCAGUACUUAUCUCAAAUGGUGAUGCUCGUGUUUCUAGCGAACGGCGACUUGCUCACGUAUGUCGCGAUACCCAAAUAUGAGAGUAUAAAGCGACAAGUCGACAAUGAAGAAGCUGUCCCCGUGUAUAGCUUCGUUCGCGCGGAAACCGAUAUCAUCACGCGACCCUUCCUUCCUCCACGGUCUCGCACCAAUGCUCACAACGAUCCCGGUAAUAACUCGGAGGUCAACGUUAGCUCAGUGCUAGCUAAACUUCGCGCUGGUUUCCGGUAUCCUAUGCUGACCAGCUUUGCAAAUGUCAACAAUAUGAGUGGCGCCUUUUUUCGAGGAGCUCAUCCGAUGUGGAUCUUGGGUGACCGCGGCCAACCAACAUUCGUCCCGAUGUGUGUUGCUGGAUCGACGCCCCCGAUUCCACGCGCAAAUGGUGCAAACAAGAAUCCGGCGCCUCGAGUAAGCGUGCCAGUUUUGAGCAUUACUCCAUUUCACCAUUGGAAUUGCCCCAAUGGGUUCAUUUACUUUCAUUCACGUGGUGCGUUGCGCGUAUGUGAACUCCCCUCGAGUAAGACGUCAACAAUUCUUCCAUCGAGCGGUGGGUUUGUGCUACAAAAGGCAGAGUUUGGGGUCACCUUGCAUCACAUGUUGUACCUGGGCAACCAUGGUCCCGGGGGUGUCGCAGAGGCUCUAAUGACGCCCACAUACGCCGUUGUCUGCAGUACGAAAAGGAAGCCGGCCGAUGCAAAGCUCGCAACGGAAGUUUUCGAAGGUGCAGAGGAAGAGCAAGAGCCUGAAAAUCUGGAUGCAAAUGGAAAUCCUGUCGCAAGCAACGUGAUGGCACCAACAGCAGAGAUGUUUCCUGAUUAUGAGAUCGACGGGAUGCCGCAUACGGAGGAGGAUGUGUACGAGCUUCGUUUGGUCCAGACGAACGAGUUUGGUGAAUGGGGACGCAGUGGAGUGUUCCGUGUGUACUUCGAGCGGUAUGAGGUUGUGCUGAGCGUAACGCUUAUGUACCUGUAUGACUCGUCGUUGAUGAAAGAAGAAUUGUCUUCGACAUCACUCGAAUGGAACAAGAGAAAGCGACCGUACAUCGUGAUUGGCACGGGCUGGGUUGGCCCGCACGGUGAAGACGAAAGUGGGCGCGGUCGGUUGCUACUUUAUGAGCUGGAUUACGCUCAGUACGUCAAUGAAGAAGGCGGUACUACGAGUAGAAAGCUACCAAAGUUGCGGCUCGUGUUCAUAAAGGAACACCGGCAGGGAGCAAUCUCAAUGGUGACGCAGCUUGGACCGUAUGUGUUGGCUGCCGUUGGGUCAAAACUUAUCGUGUACGAGUUCAAGUCGGAGCAACUUGUGGGCUGUGCGUUCUACGACGCACAAAUGUUUAUCGUGACGCUCAAUGUCGUGAAGGACUUCAUAAUGUAUGGUGAUGUCUACAAGAGCGUGCAUUUCUUGCGGUGGAGGGAGGACCAACGCCAGCUGAUGCUACUGGCGAAGGACUAUGAGCCGCUGGCUAUUUCUGCUACCGAAUUUAGCAUAUUUGAGAAGAAAUUAGCGCUACUGGCGGUGGACAUGGACGACAAUUUGCACGUUAUGCAGUUUGCUCCCCGAGAUAUUGAGUCCCGUGGUGGCCAGCGACUUUUACGUGUCAGUGACUUCCACUUGGGCGUGCAGGUUGCAAGCAUGUUCCGCAAACGGGUCGAUGGCACCAGCGCCGUUGUGCCUGCUACGAGAGGUCGAACGGCCGCACCGCCUUCCUGCUACGUCAAUAUCAUGGGUACCUCAGAGGGUGGAGUCGGUGCGUUGGUUCCUGUAAGUGAACGAGCCUUCCGCCGUCUCUUUACGCUGCAGAACGUGAUGGUCAACACGCUGCCGCAAAACUGUGCAUUGAACCCACGCGAGUUUCGCAUGCUCAAGACCAACACGCAGCGACGAUGUGGAAGACCCGAUGCAUGGAGCAAGCGAAAGUGGAAGAAGAGCUUUUUGGACGCAUUCGUGCUAUUUCGUUUCUUAGCGCUCGACUACGUGGCCCAAAAGGAGCUGGCUCGGUGCAUUGGCACCACACCCGAGGAUGUCAUACACAACUUGCUCGAAGUGCAGCAGGCGACAGCGACUUUUUUGUAA